CUCGUCACGUCGUCACGAGUACGGCAACCAAGAGGUUUCCGCUCCAACUUGCCGAUGCCUGUUUCGAGCACAUGCGGUCUAAUAUAAGCCCUCCCAAUCGGUCCAUGGGGCCUAUUCAACCGAACUCACUCGCAUUCAGAUCGUGCCGCUUCCUUGUGGACACCCUUCGCUGACAGUUGCAUUUGUGACAGAGUUCCGAGCUCGUGCUUUCCUGCAAUUUGUAUAGAAAACUGCCGAGAAUUCCAACCAAGAACCCGCACUGUGUUGCUUGAUUGCCAAGGAUUGGGGCUCCAUGCGAUCGAGGGCGGAGGAGGGAGCGCGACAACUAUUCGAACGAUAGAAUGCGCGGACUUCGAUCUGGUUGUCACUUUUGAGGAGCGUGUGAAGGGUAGACUAAGAGGGGCUGUACUACUGCUAAUGUCAUGGCGAUGAUGUCGGAGGAUAGUCUCGCGACGCUAGAGAUCAGCUUGCGAGAAACUCUGCACAAAGAAGUAGAGGAGAGCGAGCGUAGGCAAAAAGCUGCUGAAAUCCAGAAGCUGGUAUGGGAGGAGCGACGCAACCCAAUCUCUUCUGUUAUGCCCCCCCACCUCAGCGCUGGCACCGCUCCUGGAGAUUUGGCUAAGCACAGCACAGAUUCCGCCGUGAAAAUAGUGCACGCAAAGGAGCAGGAAAUUGAGAAGCGGAAGUCGCAGGUUCGGGAGAAAGUGCAGGCCCAGCUAAAUCGCGUGGAGAGCGAGGCUAGGAGUCUUGAUCAAUUACGAAGAGAGUUGGAAGGGUUAGAGGAUCCAACUAAACAAGAGGUUGCAGAAAUCAGAAAGAAGAUUGAAGUUGUUGACAGAGAGUUGAGACCCUUAAAACAAAUAUGUGAAAAGAAGGAAAAGGAGUUGAAAGAAGCACUAGAAACUUACAAUGAAAAAACUAAGAUCAAAACUGACCUCGUUGGGAGGUUGAUGGACAUCGUAACAGAAAGUGAGAGGCAGAGGAUGCAAAAAUUGGAGGAACUUAACGUACUUCUUGAGGAGAUGGACCGACGUAAGGGCUUGAGGUAGUUCGAGCUGCCCAGCUGGACUUCAGGUGGUGAGCACUAUGUAAUCGUCAGCUAGGACAUCAGAGUUCUGCCGAUCGGAACGGUAAGGUAUUCAGAUUAAGAUAGUAGAAAGAGGUGGUUAGGAUAGUCACCAGAAAUGGCAGAAUGAUCUCCUCGGAUCUGCUUGCAACUGAAACGCAAUUGGAGAAAAUUACCCAAGUCAUUAUCAUUAGCAAAAUUAUUUUUGAGUAUGUCGGCUGGUGGAUAUCCAGCCGCAUCGGCCAAAGGUCUGCAUAUUGCAAGACAUGUUCCUAGACAUCCAUGAAUAGAAUUGAGUCGGCAUCGAUCUGGGUGACAUUCAGCUAGAAAUUUGCGACAUGUGUCCUAUUAAACCGCCCGGAGAAUGUACCUGUGUAUUAGUCGUUAAUGUUUGCCAAAAUGUUUACAUCUUUU
Molecule: messenger RNA, 1480 nt
Organism: Physcomitrium patens
Lineage: Eukaryota; Viridiplantae; Streptophyta; Bryopsida; Funariales; Funariaceae
Source: RefSeq, a predicted model, not a curated record